GUGUUGCUAGGAUACGGCUAACUGUCUGUUGCUAGAAUACAGCUAAUCUCCCACCGGGGAUCCGUGAGUUUGAUUCCGUUAUCAACACUGGUUUUGACUGUUGAGUCAGUGCUCUCCAUUGUAUCAACGCUGAGCAGUGGGAUGGAGAUUGUCCAUGUGUACACGAAGCUCCACAGUGAGUUUGGCCGGCAGUGUCUCUUCUCUGACCGCCCUGCAGAGCUGUUGGUCGAUGUUCCCGCAGACCAGAGUUUGGCUUCACAGUUUACACAGAGAACCCGCCGAGACCAGAGCCUGCAGGCCUCCCGGGACAUGUCGGAGCACCGGGUGAACACCAAGCGCUUUGAGUCUGAGAGCUGUGGUCUAAACCACGAGGAAGGGGGGUGGCCCAAAGACGUGAACCAUCAGGUGAUGGAACAAACCAUCCGCUUCAGGAAGAAGGUGGAGAAAGAUGAGAGCUACAUCAACAGCAUCCUGCAGCUGGGCAGCGUCAUGGAGCACUGCAUCAGACAGAACAAUGCUGUGGACAUCUACCAGGACUGCUUUGAGGACGGGGAGAUGCCGGAGGAACAUCAGGAGCCGCCGUCUGCCAAGACCAUCAACGUCUUCAGAGAUCCUAACGAGCUAAAGCGUACAGUCACUGGCCUGUCGUGGCAUCCGGAUGGUGGGGAGAAGCUGGCGGCCGCCUAUUCCUGUCUUGAGUUCCAGAAAACCUCUAGAGACAUGAGCCUGGACUCCUACAUCUGGGACAUCGAAAAUCCAAACAGACCAGAGUUGAGUCUGAAGCCGGCAUCUCCACUGGUGUGUCUGGAGUACAACCCCAAAGACUGCCACUCUCUAGUGGGAGGCAGCUACAACGGACAGAUCGCGUACUGGGACAGUCGGAGAGGCAGCCAGCCAGUGGAGACAUCCUCUGUGGAGCAUAGUCACAGAGACCCGGUCUACAAGAUCAUCUGGCUCCAGUCCAAGACGGGGACAGACACUUUCUCUGCAUCUACUGAUGGACAGGUUCUUUGGUGGGACGUCCGUAAAUUAAGUGAGCCGACAGAGCGUCUGGUUCUGGACCCGAGCAGGGAGGGCAACCCUGAGCGAGCUUUAGGAGCCAUUUCUCUGGAUUUUGAGUCUACUAUGCCUACUAAAUUCAUGGUGGGGACAGAACAGGGCCUGGUUGUGUCCUGUAACCGGAAGGCAAAGACUCCCACAGAGAAGGUGGUUUGUACCUAUGAUGGACACCAGGGACCCGUCUAUGCUCUGCAAAGGAACCCUUUCUUCCCCAAAAACUUCCUCACUGUGGGGGACUGGACCGCCCGCAUCUGGUCCGAGGACAUCAAGGAGUCAUCCAUCAUGUGGACAAAGUAUCAGAUGUCCUAUCUGAUGGAUGCCUGCUGGAGUCCUGUCCGGCCCUCGGUCUUCUUCACCGUAAAGAUGGACGGCGUGUUGGACAUGUGGGACAUUUUGUUCAAACAGAAUGACCCCACGCUGAGUCUGAAGGUGUGUGACGAGGCUCUGUACAGCCUCCGUCUCCAGGACAACGGCCGGUUGGUGGCGUGCGGUUCUCAGCAGGGCGAAGCCACACUACUGGAGAUCUCCUCUGGACUGUCAACCCUCCAGAAGAACGAGAAGAGUCUGUUGGCUGCUAUGUUUGAGCGUGAGACCAAGCGAGAGAAGAUCCUGGAGGCCCGGCAGAGAGAGAUCCGUCUGAAGGAGAGGAGUCGUUCAGAGCAGAGCCGGUCCGAGGACGGGGGACGAGAGGACAUAGACCAGAGUCCACUUCAGCUGAUGGCCAGAGCCGAGGAAGACUUCUACGUCCUCACAGAGACAGAAAAGAAGGGGAAGGAGAGGGAGGACCAGGACCUCUCUUCAGAGCUCUGAGGACCGCUGUAAGAUUCUUUGGUGAAUUAACUCAGCAGAUCCAAUCUGGUUCGGGUUGUUUUUUCAUAACAAAUUAGAAAGAAUUUCCCAGUUUAUGUUUUAGGAGAUGUGAAGAGAAAGGAAGUUCAAAUACUGGAACAAAGCAAUGAGUAAAACACACGUUCAUUAUGUUUAACUCUUAUUUAAGGUUUUAAUAAAUUAAUUGUAAAAUC
Molecule: messenger RNA, 2081 nt
Organism: Gasterosteus aculeatus aculeatus (three-spined stickleback)
Lineage: Eukaryota; Metazoa; Chordata; Actinopteri; Perciformes; Gasterosteidae
Gene: dnai2b
Product: dynein, axonemal, intermediate chain 2b
Biological process (GO): outer dynein arm assembly; cilium movement
Cellular component (GO): outer dynein arm
Molecular function (GO): dynein light chain binding; dynein heavy chain binding
Source: RefSeq, a predicted model, not a curated record